Molecule: messenger RNA, 537 nt
Organism: Acanthamoeba castellanii str. Neff
Lineage: Eukaryota; Discosea; Longamoebia; Acanthamoebidae
Product: zinc finger, C3HC4 type (RING finger) domain containing protein
Exons: 2
Coding region: 1-537 (178 amino acids)
Biological process (GO): protein ubiquitination
Molecular function (GO): zinc ion binding; ubiquitin-protein transferase activity
Source: RefSeq, a predicted model, not a curated record
AUGAACACGACGAUCGAGCUGGGAACGAACACGACGAACGUCGCGGCGGGCUGCGCGCAGUGUCGGAUCUGCCUGGAGGCUGACGAGCCCGGAGGCGCGGCGGAGGUGACUGCGUCGGCCGGCAUGAUCGCACCGUGCGGGUGCCGAGGCAGCAUGCAGUACGUCCACGCCGAGUGCCUGAAUACGUGGCGUCGCACGACCACCAACCCGCUCGCCUACUACCGCUGCGAACACUGCCUCACCUUCUACAGGCAUUCGGAGCGGGUGCCGGUGGUGGAGGUGAGCGCGGGCCUGCUGGAGAUCUGGGCCGACCACAGGGCGUGGGAGCAGCGCGAACGGCAGCGCGAGGUGGUGCUCCUGGGCCUGGCCCUGCUCGUCCUGGCCACCGUGGGGCUCUGCACCGCCCACGCCCUGCUCGCCUUGGUGCCCUCCGUGUCGCCCGUGUGGCUCGUCUUCGUCCCACUCGACCUGUGCGCUCUCCUCUUCGUCGCCCUGCGCUACACUCUCUCCGCCUUGUCAUCGCCGGCUUCGUCGUAG